UGAUCCCCAAACACUCUUCGCCGGAUGUAGAACUCACAUGUUAUUUUUUUUACAGAAGCAAGAUAGUUUUGCUAGAUUUGCUGGAGAAAUCUUAACGUUUACUCACAUGUUUGUUAUUUAAAAAGUAAAGUGCAUAUCAACAUGUCGGCAUCAAUGAUUCGGAGGGGACUGGAGUUGCUAAGCGAUGACAUAAAAGUGUCAGAUGGUAGCAAGAAGCAGAAGAGCGCUGCCAAGAAGAAGCACACACCGAGCAAGGUUGAGUUGAUGGGCCUGGUGAGCACCAACCGUCAGGGCGUCAGCAGGCAGGUCCGGCGGCUGCAGGGGCGUCUCGGUCCGGGGAAGAGCAAGGCCACCGUCAAAGACAAGAGGAUCAAGUCUGCUGUGGAGGAGUUCAGGAAGAAGCAGGGGAAGAGCCAUCUGAGCUCCAACCUGCUGUACUUCCUGGGGACGGGCUUCAGAGCUACAGACUCCGACACUAUGAAGAUCGUCAACCAGAAUUCGGGCCGGCAGUCUCGCCACCGUCCGGACCGCACGGUCAAGAAAGCCUCCGGGGAGAAGUCUGUGUUCACAGAGGAUGAGUUCCAACAGUUCCAGAAGGAAUACUUUGGCAGAACUGUGGAGGAGGGUAACUAGACAGAUUCUAGUUCCAGAGACUUAAGGCUGCAUUCCAAUUCCAGAGGUGUGCGCUUCACACUCCUUGCCAUGGAUUGCUAAUUUCACCAUUGUUAAAGGUCCAAUGCAGCUGUAUUUCAAUAUCGACUAUUUUAUGGGUAACAAUUAAGUAUCUUACUGUGAUUGUUAAUUUUUGACCGUGUUAUUUAAAAAGAAAAACACCUUCUUUGCAAAGAGCAAUUUCUCAAACAAUUAUCUUCCCAUGCCUGUCUGGGAGUGGUCUGAGUGGGGAGGGAGAAAACUAGCUGUUAUUGGCAGAGAGGUUGGAACUCUCUUAUUUACCUCCUGGUUAUGUCACCAGGCAGGCCAAAACUCCACCUCACCAAAACAGGCUGACAUUUUAGGCAGUCUUUUCAAACAGCUUACUCUAACAGGGCA
This is a messenger RNA of Oncorhynchus mykiss (rainbow trout), 1050 nucleotides long. Lineage: Eukaryota; Metazoa; Chordata; Actinopteri; Salmoniformes; Salmonidae. The record is from RefSeq and is a predicted model, not a curated record.